CGCCAAUCCUUCCGCGCGAACAGCCGUGAACCAUGAGCACGAUCCCGGUGUACGGCAGCGUCAAAGAUGUAUACGCCGAUCAACGCGUAGCCGAGGAGGAGGGGCGCUACGCGAAGCUCGUCGCCUCCUUCGCGGAGCUGCACGGCGCGAAACCCGACUUGCUCGCGCGCUCCCCCGGCCGCGUCAACCUCAUCGGCGAGCACAUCGACUACGAAGGGUACAGCGUGCUGCCCAUGGCCCUCGCGGUCGACACCAUCGUCGCAGUGAAGGUAGACACGACCUCGAACAAGCUGACCGUGUCGAACACGGAGGAAAAGUACACGACGAAGGUCUUCGACGCGGAUUGCGACCAAGCGGUGGACGUUGCGAGCUUUCACUGGACGAACUACGUCGUGUGCGGGUACAAGGGCGUGUUCGACUUCCUUAAAGAAUCCGGACGGGCGAAACCUCCGGAAGUAGGCCUUAAGAUAAUCGUGGACGGUAAGGUUCCUACCGGGAGCGGUUUGAGCAGUUCGUCCGCGCUGACGUGCGCAGCCGCGGUCGCGGUCAUGGCUGCGCUCAACCUCGACUUCACGAAGACGGAAGUCGCGGACUUCGCGUGCAAGUGCGAACGGCACUGCGGGAUGCAAUCCGGAGGGAUGGACCAGGCGAUCAGCAUCAUGGGACAGUCAGGGGUGGCAAAGCUCGUGGAUUUCAAUCCCGUGCGUGCGACCGACGUGCAGCUCCCUGAAGGCUCCGUGUUUCUCAUCGGUAACUGUCUCGCAGUGAGCAACAAAGCGGUGACCGCGCACGAGCGGUAUAACUUAAGGGUGAUGGAGUGCAGGCUCGCGUCUAUCGUCCUCGCGAUGGAGCUGGGGGCCUCUCAAGCUGAUGCUCUUGGGUAUUCCACCCUCAUGCAAACACAGAAGCUGAUAGGAAGCUUGCAGGAAUCCGAAAAAGCCGCGAGCGAGAAGCUUCACGACGGAUACUAUUCGCGAGGCGAGCUCGAAGAAAAGCUAGGCACGUCGCUUGACUCGCUCUUCGCGGGGUCCCCCGCGUCGUUAUUAGUGCUCGAGCACAACAAGACUGGGUUUAAGCUCAGAGAUCGUUCCAUGCACGUUUACUCGGAAGCCGCGCGCGUGCACCAGUUUUCGAACGAGUGCAAGGAGGACCCUUCUUUGAAGGCGUUGGGUGAGUUGAUGAACGCGAGUCACACUUCUUGCCGCGAUUUGUACGAGUGUUCGUGUGAAGAGCUCGACGAGUUAGUGGACGCGUUCAUUACGAGCGGGGCUAUCGGCGCUCGAUUAACCGGGGCGGGAUGGGGGGGCUGCGCCGUCGCACUCGUAACGGCUGACAUGGCGGAGAAAGUGCUGGAGAGCGUCAAGACGCGGUUCUUCGAUAAACGGAUCGCCAGUGGGGUGCUGCGCGAGGAAGACCUCGGGGAGACGUUGUUCGCGUCGCUUCCUUCGAGCGGGGCCGCGAUCUUGAGAGGACUUUAACUACAUUUAGCAUCGCAUCGUCGUUUAUAAUAAUACGAUGAUACGUAGAUUAAU
Micromonas pusilla CCMP1545 is the source of this 1532-nucleotide messenger RNA. RefSeq lists its product as uncharacterized. Gene Ontology annotation, biological process: galactose metabolic process; carbohydrate phosphorylation. Gene Ontology annotation, cellular component: cytoplasm; cytosol. Bases 33 to 1478 code for a protein of 481 amino acids. Gene Ontology annotation, molecular function: ATP binding; galactokinase activity. Lineage: Eukaryota; Viridiplantae; Chlorophyta; Mamiellophyceae; Mamiellales; Mamiellaceae. The record is from RefSeq and is a predicted model, not a curated record. The transcript has a single exon.